This is a messenger RNA of Aaosphaeria arxii CBS 175.79, 2806 nucleotides long. RefSeq names its product AAA ATPase. NCBI's taxonomy places the organism in Eukaryota, Fungi, Ascomycota, Dothideomycetes, Pleosporales. The record is from RefSeq and is a predicted model, not a curated record. The transcript is spliced from 5 exons. The coding region runs from base 84 to 2540 and encodes 818 amino acids. Gene Ontology annotation, cellular component: VCP-NPL4-UFD1 AAA ATPase complex; cytosol; nucleus. Gene Ontology annotation, molecular function: polyubiquitin modification-dependent protein binding; ATP binding; ATP hydrolysis activity. Gene Ontology annotation, biological process: autophagosome maturation; mitotic spindle disassembly; retrograde protein transport, ER to cytosol.
AUAGUAAUCUCUACGCAUACGCCGAUCAGUCUGAAAUCGAUUCCGAAUUAAUUCUCAUCACUUCACAGAGACUGAACUGCACAAUGUCGGCUGAACCUGAACACGCCGCGAAGAAGGUGGAUCUCUCCAAAGAUCCAUCUGGCGCUGAGCACAAAGAGGAUGAAGUUGCAACCGCCAUCCUCAAGAAGAAGAAGAAGCCCAACUCUUUGAUCGUCACUGAUGCCACCAACGAUGAUAACUCGAUCAUUGCCCUGUCAAACAACACCAUGGAGCUUCUCCAGCUCUUCCGUGGCGAUACAGUCUUGGUCAAGGGCAAGAAGCGAAAGGACACCGUUCUUAUCGUGCUCGCAGACGACGAACUCGAUGAUGGCUCAGCACGGAUAAACCGAGUAGUCCGACACAACUUGAGGGUGAAGCACGGCGAUGUGAUCACCAUUCACCCAUGCCCAGACAUCAAAUAUGCCAAGCGUAUUGCCGUUCUCCCUAUCGCAGACACAGUCGAGGGUAUCACCGGAUCAUUAUUCGACGUUUUCCUUGCACCAUACUUCCGAGAAGCAUACAGGCCUGUCCGACAAGGCGAUACUUUCACAGCCCGCGGCGGCAUGCGACAAGUGGAGUUCAAGGUUGUGGAGGUCGACCCGCCAGAGUUUGGCAUUGUUGCUCAGGACACAGUCAUUCACUGCGAGGGCGAGCCUAUCCAGCGAGAAGAUGAGGAGGGCAACCUCAACGAGGUCGGAUAUGACGACAUUGGUGGCUGCAGGAAGCAGAUGGCACAGAUUCGUGAGCUCGUCGAGCUUCCUCUGCGACAUCCUCAGCUCUUCAAGUCCAUCGGUAUCAAGCCACCGCGUGGUAUUCUCAUGUACGGUCCUCCAGGUACCGGUAAGACCUUGAUGGCUCGUGCCGUUGCCAACGAGACUGGUGCCUUCUUCUUCCUCAUUAACGGACCCGAAAUCAUGUCUAAGAUGGCUGGAGAAUCCGAGUCCAACCUCAGGAAGGCUUUCGAGGAGGCAGAGAAGAACUCCCCAGCCAUUAUCUUCAUCGAUGAAAUCGACUCGAUCGCCCCCAAGCGUGAGAAGACCAACGGCGAGGUUGAGCGACGUGUCGUCUCGCAGUUGCUUACUCUCAUGGACGGCAUGAAGGCUCGCUCCAAUGUUGUCGUCAUGGCCGCCACCAACCGUCCCAACUCCAUCGACCCUGCCCUUCGUCGUUUCGGACGUUUCGACCGUGAAGUCGAUAUCGGUAUCCCAGACCCCACCGGCCGUCUCGAGAUUCUCCAGAUCCACACCAAGAACAUGAAGCUUGGAGACGAUGUUGAUCUACAGACGAUCGCCGCCGAGACUCACGGUUACGUUGGUUCUGAUUUGGCAUCCCUCUGCUCCGAGGCUGCCAUGCAGCAGAUUCGUGAGAAGAUGGAUCUUAUCGAUCUGGACGAGGACACCAUUGAUGCCGAGGUUCUCGAUUCUCUUGGUGUCACCAUGGAGAACUUCCGCUUCGCCCUCGGAGUGUCCAACCCCUCUGCUCUCCGAGAGGUCGCCGUUGUCGAGGUCCCCAAUGUCCGCUGGGAGGAUAUUGGUGGUCUCGAGGAGGUCAAGCGCGAGCUCAUCGAGAGCGUCCAGUACCCCGUCGAUCAUCCCGACAAAUUCCUCAAGUUCGGUCUUUCACCGUCUCGUGGUGUUCUGUUCUACGGUCCCCCUGGUACUGGUAAGACACUUUUGGCCAAGGCUGUUGCCAACGAGUGCGCUGCCAACUUCAUCUCUGUCAAGGGUCCUGAACUGCUCAGCAUGUGGUUCGGUGAGUCCGAGAGCAACAUUCGCGACAUCUUCGACAAGGCUCGUGCCGCAGCACCCUGUGUUGUCUUCCUCGACGAGUUGGACUCCAUCGCCAAGUCCCGUGGUGGAUCUGUCGGCGACGCUGGCGGCGCGUCCGACCGUGUGGUCAACCAGCUUCUCACUGAGAUGGACGGCAUGACCUCCAAGAAGAACGUCUUCGUCAUCGGCGCAACCAACCGUCCCGAGCAGCUUGACAACGCUCUCUGCCGUCCUGGACGUCUCGACACCCUCGUCUACGUUCCCUUGCCCGAUCAGCCUUCCCGUGCUGGUAUUCUCAAGGCACAGCUCCGCAAGACUCCUGUCGCUCCUGAUGUCGACAUCGAAUACAUUGCUGCCAACACCCACGGUUUCUCUGGUGCCGAUCUUGGCUUCGUCACCCAGCGUGCCGUCAAGCUUGCCAUCAAGCAAUCGAUCUCUCUUGAGAUUGAGCGCCAGAAGGCUCGCGAAGAAAAGGGCGAAAAGAGCGAGGAUACCGAGAUGGAGGACGAUGUCGAGCUUGUUCCAGAGCUGACCAAGGCUCAUUUCGAGGAGGCCAUGCGCUCCGCUCGUCGUUCCGUCACUGAUGUCGAGAUCCGCCGAUACGAGGCUUUCGCUCAAAGCAUGAAGAACAGUGGAGGAUCAAGCUUCUUCCGCUUCCCCGAGGAAGGUGAAGCCCAGGCCGACCAGAGCAACUUCGGCACUGCUGGCGAGGACGAAGAUCUUUACAACUAGAGUUUUGGGAUCCAUCGGAGAAGUUGACCUUAAUGAUACAGGUUCAUGAGCUAGCCUUUCUCAUAUGAUGCUACGGCGGAUACGUGAAAGACAUGGGGGGCACAGUUUUUAUGGAAUUGGUGCAUUACAUGCUUGCACACAUGGGCGAUGACGAAUGUAUUAUGGGACUUUCUAAAUCCCCCCUUUCAAAAUUAGAAUUGAGGGCCCGGAAACCCGUGGACUUUUUUCUUUUGCAGUCCAUAGUACGAAACAUGAAGAUUUAAACG